Molecule: messenger RNA, 1907 nt
Organism: Anneissia japonica
Lineage: Eukaryota; Metazoa; Echinodermata; Crinoidea; Comatulida; Comatulidae
Exons: 5
Coding region: 144-497 (117 amino acids)
Source: RefSeq, a predicted model, not a curated record
GUACUAUGAAUAUUCAUAUUGAAAAGGUUGAUUUUGUUUGACACGGUUGAGUGAGCAUAAACACACUUUUACAACAAGGGGUCGACGUUUGGCUCGCGUGUGUGCUGGGUUCAGAGCAUGCACAGCUCAGGUGGAGCAUAUGAAUGAUGCAUAAUGGUCUGAGAAUACUUCUGUUGAUACUGUUUGUUGUUAUCUGUGCCUUGGAAGAAACUGAUGCAAGAAAACAAUACAACUUCCGAAGAUAUCAGUAUAAAAAGAAGCCAAAAAUUGAGAAAAAAUACAAAAAUGAAUUAAUGAAGUGCGAGAGAAGUCAGGAAUGUUCACAAUUGGCUAGUUUAGAGAAGAUAAACUGCGCACGACGUUGUCUGGCAUUAGAUUGCUACCAAGAGCUUUAUCAUAAUGAUAUGUUAGAAGAAGGAGAAGUUGACGUCCGAGUUACAUCAUUCAAAGGUUGUUGGCAGAAGUAUUACCUCAAAGGUAUACGAUCUGAACUGUGAACGUCAUCAACUUGAAUUCAGAGCUAUUGGGCACGUAAGCCAUUAAGAGCACAGCUGCUGUCGCCGUCCAUUGCGUGGUCUCACAAAUUACAGUCAUCUUAAGACGACGGGCAAGGUAAAUAUUCUUUGUUCUUGGAAGGCUGACAAAGACAAUUUGAAAAAUGAGGAGUAAGUUGAUGUCAUGGAAACUCAAACAAAAGUGACAAAUUUGAUCUUAGAGGAUUACAGCUGAUAUCAUGAAAUGGCAGAUUAUUAUUCAAAACAGGCUUCGAUGCUGAUACAUUCAAGAUAAUUUAUUACCCGAUACAUACCGCUACAUAUUUUGUCGUACAUCGGCAAUAUGAUGUUGCAUUAAAUAUAAUCACAAAUUUUUAUUGAAAAUUUUUUUUUUUUGUUCAGUGAGUGCGAUGAUAUGUGUAGCUGCAGCUGUUUCAUUUAGAUAGUUAAUUGGCAUAAUUAAUAGGAAUGUUAAAAAUAAGAAUAAUAAUGAAUGUGAUUAUUGAAACGUAUUUAAUAUUUUUUAUAGUUAAACUGUUAAAUGAAUGUGAUAAUACAUACGUUGCUGCAUAUAUUUCAUUUAAAGAUGUUGCCUAGCAUAUAUUGAUAUAAUGAAUGUAAUGAAGAUUUAAACAAAACAAACAUGAAAACAACAAUUAAUUCAAUAUGGUAGAUGAUGGUGAUGAUACGAAUAAUGAAAACAAUGAGAGGAUAAAGAUUAUAACAAUGACAGAGGUGUUAAUGAUGUUGAUAUUAAUGAAGAUUCUAAUGAUAAUGAUAAUAAUGAGGAUGAUGGUGAUAUUAAAAUGAUGUUAAUGAUUAUAGUAAGUAAGUUUGAUAAUAUAACUAAUGAUAAUAAUAUGGAUUUUUUUUAGACAACCAACUAAUCAAAGAUCUACAAGGCAGAGCAUUAGGUAUUGAGGUUCAGUACCCCAAAUAUGUGAUAUUAUUUAAUGAUGUUAAUUAAUAAUGAUGUUAAAUAAUGUUUCAUUAUAUAAAGCUCAGGAAAAAAGUACUAAUUAGAUUUUCCUCUUUUUCCCACAUAGAAGGAAUAAAAUUAAUGACAAUAUAUUGGACUGUACUUUCGAACCGGAGUGCAUAACAACAGAUGCCUCUAGGGAUUGUCAAAAACAAGCUGUGUGUUGUUGCUGUACAGGAAAAUUGGACAAAACAGCAGCAUGAAUUAAAAUAUAGUGAAAUACAGUAAUUUCAAUAAAUAUUAUUACAUCAGUGGAUUGUACAAAAUACUGGAGAAAAAAAAUAAUCAGCAAGUUAUUCGUUUUUUUUUUUGUCACUUCAAAAAUUUUGUGAUGUUUGCAUAUUAAUUAAUGUAAAUAGCUUGUUGGUUAAGAUGCUCGCCUUCCAAACCCAGGUUCCUGGGUUCAAUUCCUGUCAGUUUUGCAGGAUUUUCUC